GAAAGGACUACCGAAUGAGCCUCAAGCUCACUCGCUUGUUAGGCGGCUACUUCAAACGGCAUUAAACCAAACCACGGUGUGCGUCACAUUUGAGCUACAUGUCGGCGCAGCUGGGACGGCCACCAUAAGACUAUUGCUACUCUCCAGACGUCAUCACGAAGUACUCACCUCAUAAAGACUCAGCCACGAUCGCGCAUUAACUUAUCUUAAACAAACUCGGGUCAAUUCGAAAUUGCAAGACAAGGGGCGCCAUCAUGUCCGCCACCGUAACUGCUACCGUUCCAGAGAGCUACAAACUCGAGCUCAUGUCUGCCUAUGGCACCGUAUUCCGCGAUGUCCUGAAAACCCCACCCCGGAACUGCAACGCCUCCGAGGUUCCUGUCAUCGAUCUCUCCAACAUCCGCGGCACGGAGUCAGAGCGCAAGGCCCUUGCUGCCACCAUCCGAGAUGCCGCCGAGAACACGGGUUUCUUUUACAUCAAGAACCACGGCAUUCCCAAAGCGACCAUCGACGCAGCUUACAAGCAGGCGCGGACCUUCUUCUCGCAGCCUGAUGAGAAGAAGGCGCUCAUCUCGCAAAAGAAGUCCAAGUUUUUCAACGGGUGGACGGCAAAACGCGCAGCCCAGAUAUCGCCAACGGAAACCAAGGACCACCGCGAGGGGUUCAGCUUCCGUUAUGACCCGCGGCAUGAUCCCGAGACCAAGGACCCGGACGCCGUGCCCGAAGCUGUGAAGCCAUGGAUGAAGCAUGAGGGUUUUGUGUGGGAAGGAACGAGCCAUUUGCCGGACUUCAAAGACGACAUGGUCGCCUAUUGGCAAAGUUGCAUAACGCUAGCGAGGAGUCUCAUCAGGAUCUUCGCUUUAGCGUUGGAUGUGCCGGAAAACCAUUUUGAUGAUAUCAUCACGUAUCCUGGAAGUGACAGCGUGGUCAACUACUACCCCAAGAACACCGAAGCGCAAGACACAACCAUCGAUGUUGGUCUUGGAGCACACACCGACUUGCAGUGCUUCACUCUGCUUUGGCAAGACACAGUUGGCGGACUCCAGGUUCUCACAAAAGAAGGCCAGUGGAUCAAAGUGCCGCCGGUUCCUGACACCUUCGUCAUCAACAUUGGCGACUUCUUCCAGAGAUUGUCCAACGAUCGUUUCCAGUCGACAGUGCAUCGUGUCUACAAUUACGCUCCCGAGGACCGGUACUCCAUGCCCUUCUUCUUCGGUUUCAACCACAACGAGCAGUGCUCCGUCUUGCCGACGUGCACAGACGAGAAGAACCCGCCGAAGUACGAACCGAUCAGCUGUGGCGAGUGGUGUCGACAAAGAUUCCAAAAGACUUUUGAAUAUUCAAAAGCGAAAUCGGAGCUGGCCAAAUAGGUCAACGAUGAGGGGUACAGCUGAUGGAGAUAUCUAACAGAAGAUCCGUUUGGUUUCUUCUAUUCGAGGCAUGCGGGCUAGGCCUAUUCGAACUCUGGUGUCGUGAUAUUGGUUGUAUAUUAUGUUCCCAUCGAAGAUAAUCCAGUGCAUAAUGAUCACUAAGAACCACUUUAAUGUGUACUUGAC
Colletotrichum navitas is the source of this 1556-nucleotide messenger RNA. RefSeq names its product 2OG-Fe(II) oxygenase superfamily protein. The transcript has 3 exons. The record is from RefSeq and is a predicted model, not a curated record. The coding region runs from base 255 to 1370 and encodes 371 amino acids. NCBI's taxonomy places the organism in Eukaryota, Fungi, Ascomycota, Sordariomycetes, Glomerellales, Glomerellaceae.